GUGUUCUGGGCCCUGGAGGCUGGCACCUGCUCUGCCAGUGCCACCAUGUUCUGGCACCUGUUCUUAGAACAGGAUCGUGCUUCUCCUCUCGUUUCAUGCCUUCCUACCUACUUCUGUUGCUUGCCACUUUCAAAGACCUCUUCGCAAGCUGCUUGGUAUGCGUUGUCAAACAGCUGAGAGCUGUAGUGUCUUUGUCAUGCCUUUAUUGGCGUCCAAAGCAGAAGAGGGAGAAGCAACAAUGAAUGCAGGGUCCAGGAUGACGGUCAGCUUCAGAAAAGCUGCAGCAAGUGCAGACUCAAUUUCAUGAACCAUUGAUGCACGCUCUCAUGCUCCGAUUGGCACGCACAUAGCAAGAUGUACCUGGGUUAUUCUCGGAAGGGCUCCCCACUGACACCCCGUGGCAGCGCCCGGAGGCGCCACCUGUCGCGACCUGAGCGCGUGGGGAGGAGCGCGGUGGUGUACUUAGGACUCGUCCUUGUUGGCAUCGUUCUUUUCGGAGCUGCGGUUCACAACGUCAGGUUCUUCUUCCGGCGGGGCAGUCAAGCAGAUAUUCUUUCAGAAGGUCAACUGGGAAACCUCCGUCUCAGCGGCGAUACACAGCCCCACAUCGGGAUUGACACCGAUGUUUUGCUCGAUGGGGGUGAGGGCAGCAAGGAAGAGCACACGGCGCUUGCGGUGUCAAAAGAACGGAGCCUGGUAGAGGCAGGAGAUGACACGACACUGUUUUUGGACUCUGGGGCGGAAGACAAACUACUUGGGGGGGUGGAAAUGGCUGGUGAAAUCAGAGGGGUUCACAGGGGUUCGAGCAACGCAGGGAAAGGGGCAGUCAAACGUGAGUGGGAGGAGGAGAAGGAAGUGCUUGACGAAGUUGAGAUCGCUUUGCAUAAACUAGAUGGGGGAGCUGUUGAGAAUUCUGAUGAGGAGGACCGGGGAGCUGUGGGGGAGAAGGAGGGAUCGGAGGAGUUCGAGAUGGAGACUGAUGCUGAGGGGGGGGCAAUAGCCGCAGCAGGCAAGGGGGGAGCUGAAGAAGAAUCGCGGAAUGGUGACAAGAAGGUGGUCGGGAAUGAAAAAGGGGCACCUGCGAAGAAGAAAAGUGGUCAUUCUAGUUGCGAAACACACUUUGCCAGCUCAGCCAAGGCCCUCGCAGAGCCGAAUUUGGAGACACGGCGGUUCGAAUCGUUUGAGCUCAAGUAUCUCGGCGCCCAUGCUGCCGGAAAGGAGGGGUCGGGAGAGGGGCCAACGGGAGGGUUCAACGGGCGCCAGACGUGGGAUGAAAGGGAAGAGAGCUUCCACAUACAGGACCCGAUGACGAUUCAUUGUGGCUUCAUGGGCCCCGGCGGGGGAUCUCUCCCCGGCUUUCACUUGGACCCCCAAGAUUCGGACGCUCUCGCCAGCUGUCACAUCGCCGUGGUCUCCGCAACUUUCGGGGCGUCCGACGCUAUCCACUCCAUCUCCAAGUCGCAGGUCUCCGAUCUCAGUCACCGUACCGUGUGCUUCGUCCUGUUUCUUGACGCCGCCUCGCUGGCCGCGAUCAAGAAGGACAGGAAACCGGGCAUCAGCAAAGACGGGCGCAUCGGCAUCUGGCGCCCCGUCGUGGUGCGGCCGCCGCUGCCGUACGACGAUCCGCGGAGGAUCGGAAAGAUUCCGAAGCUGCUGACCCACCGGGUCUUCCCUCGGGCGCGCUACAGCAUAUGGAUCGAUGCCAAGCUAAAGCUGGCGCAGGAUCCCCGGGCGGUGCUCGAGCGGUUUCUAUGGCGGGAGAAGGCGGAGUUCGCGAUCAGCAACCAUUACGACAGGCAUGACGUCAGGGAAGAGGUAGUGCAAAACAAGAAGCUGAACAAGUACGACCACCGGACGAUCGACGAGCAGUACGAGACGUAUGUGCGGGAAGGUCUGGACUCGUUCAAUGGAAGCGAUCCAAACAGACCUCUCUUGAGCUACGUUCCGGAGGGUUCGCUGAUCAUCCGGGAGCACACGCCUAUGUCCAACCUCUUCUCCUGCCUCUGGUUCAACGAAGUCGACCGCUUUACUUCGCGGGACCAGCUCAGUUUUGCACACACGUUUUUGAAGCUUACAAGGUCCAACCCAGACCGGAAGUUUAGGCUGAAGAUGUUUCUAGAUUGCGAAAGAAGAGCGACAGCGAAGUUGUAUCGGCAUAGGGCCGAUGGAGGAAGCACGCAGAGGAAACGGACAGCACAUUGAGACUCGGUUCUAGUCUUCUUGAGGUGAAUCUGUUGCAGGUUCAUAGAGUUUGCUUUCCGGCCUGCUUCAAUCCUCGAAUCGUCCCAGCCUGAUUCGGAAAGGUCGAAAUCAAAGCCCUUAUAGCAGAAUCAACUGAUCAAAG
Klebsormidium nitens is the source of this 2344-nucleotide messenger RNA. Lineage: Eukaryota; Viridiplantae; Streptophyta; Klebsormidiophyceae; Klebsormidiales; Klebsormidiaceae. The record is from the annotation of a GenBank genome assembly.